This is a messenger RNA of Vicia villosa (hairy vetch), 2162 nucleotides long. RefSeq names its product probable protein phosphatase 2C 33. The transcript is spliced from 6 exons. Gene Ontology annotation, biological process: protein dephosphorylation. The record is from RefSeq and is a predicted model, not a curated record. Lineage: Eukaryota; Viridiplantae; Streptophyta; Magnoliopsida; Fabales; Fabaceae. The coding region runs from base 365 to 1720 and encodes 451 amino acids. Gene Ontology annotation, molecular function: protein serine/threonine phosphatase activity.
GUUCUUGCGUGGCGUUAAACCAAACCAUUCAACAAUAUCCACCACCUGCCGGUGACGCAGCAACUCGUGACGGUACCGUUUCUCUCUCUCUCAGGGUUUACUUCAACAACCACAAAAACCUCUUCAAUUCAAUCCAGAUUUUCGAUUUUCGAUUUUCGAUUUCGCAAUCCAAACAAGGAAUAACGCGGAAUCGAUUAUCUCUGCAAUUUGCGAUUCCGAUUUGUUGAUUUUCGAUUUGACUUUUUUUGCUUCACGCGCUUCGUUUUCCGAUUCACGCGCUUUUCGAUUCAAGGUUACUGUUACAUAGACUGAUUCGUGUUUCGUUCAAUCGAAUUGGAGAUUCAGUUUCAUUGCAGUAAUCGUCAUGACUCAGGCUGUGCAAGCGUUGAGUCGUUACGGAACGGAUUUUGUUGCGGAAGGGAGGGGUUCGGGUUCAGAUGCGGAGUGUUUAGGUGGUUUUGAAUGUUUUCUGAACAUUGUGAGGGCUUUGGGGAUGGGAUCUUGUAUAUCGGAGGUUGGUGCUGGUGGUUCGCCGCCUCUGCUAACUUAUUCGCAGGAAUUGAAUGUUGAUGGGAAGAGGAAGAGGAUAAGGGGGUCUUCUACCAUGGAUUAUAAGGUGCCUGGGAGGAUGUUCUUGAAUGGGUCAAGUGAUGUUGCUUCUAUGUAUUGUAAGCAAGGAAGGAAAGGAGUCAACCAAGAUGCUAUGCUUGUUUGGGAGAACUUUUGUUCGAAGGAGGACACCAUUUUUUGUGGUGUUUUUGAUGGUCAUGGACCUUAUGGCCAUAGGGUUGCAAAAAAAGUUAGGGAUUCUUUCCCUUUAAAGCUUGGUGCACAGUGGGAUUUGCAUCUUAAGAAUGAAGAUGGAUUCAGUAAUCAAAAUGGUGCUGCCACAAGUUAUAAUUCUGAAGAGCAAAUUAGACAGGUCGGUGAGAACUUUGAUCAUGAGCUCGAUGGAUCAAAUGCUAUCUUGGCAUUAAGAGAAUCCUUUUUGAAGGCUAGCAAGAUUAUGGACAAAGAACUGAAACUGCACCGUGAUAUUGAUUGCUUUUGUAGCGGGACUACAGCAGUCACCUUGAUCAAGCAGGGGCUGAAUCUUGUUAUUGCAAAUGUGGGGGAUUCAAGAGCUGUAUUGGGAACCCGAGAUCAUGCCGAUUCUCUUAUUGCUGUUCAGUUGACCAUUGACCUUAAGCCUAAUCUUCCAAAGGAAGAAGAGAGGAUUAGGCAUCGUAAAGGAAGGGUGUUUUCUCUUAAGAAUGAACCUGAUGUGUCUCGGGUUUGGCUGCCUAACUCCGAUUUCCCAGGUCUGGCUAUGGCACGGGCUUUUGGAGAUUUUUGCCUAAAGGAUGUUGGAUUGAUUUCUGUUCCAGAUGUCUCAUAUCACCGCCUUACAGAGAAGGAUGAAUUUGUUGUGUUAGCAACAGACGGGAUUUGGGAUGUUUUAUCAAAUGAAGAAGUUGUGGAGAUUGUGGCAUCUGCACCGCAGUCUACUGCCGCUCGAAUACUGGUUGAGUCAGCUGUUCAUGCUUGGAGGACAAAAUUCCCUUUCUGUAAAGUUGAUGAUUGUGCUGCAGUGUGCCUCUUCCUCAAUUCAGAUUCAGAGUCGAAGGCCGAUGAUAAUACCACAGACAAGUCGAUGCCAGAUGCAACAACGGACCCAGUUGAUCAAUCAUCUCUACCUAGCGAGAAUGGAAUUGGAGUGGAAGCUGAAAAACCGCAGUGAUUGUAUAGCUUCUGUGCCAUAUCUCUUCCCAAUCCUUUUUUAAUUUAGAAGUCUGGGAAAAUUGUGCUAUAGCAGUCAAAGAGAACCAAUAUUCUUUUCAUUAUUUAUCUUUCAUUUUCAUGGACAGCAUUUGAUGGGCGAGGUUGGAGGAGUUUAAUAUAUGUUUUGCAUCCGGAGGAAAAGGGGUACCGGGCUUAUUUUUUGUGCUAGAGGUCAUUUUCCUUCUCUCUGUAUAGGUUGAUUUGGAGUUUUUGUAAAUCCAAAUCUCUAGAUACACAUUAUAUAGUUUGUCCGGUGAUUAUCUUUUCUGUCGUCAUUUUGAUUUGCAUCAUUUGUAGUUACAUUACAUCUUUUUCCAAUUUAGACAGUAAGCUAGAACUUACAAAAAUUGGAGUUAUUGGUUAAUGGUUAUGAACUAUUCAAUAAGGUCUUUUUAUUGACA